Molecule: messenger RNA, 1437 nt
Organism: Juglans regia (Persian walnut)
Lineage: Eukaryota; Viridiplantae; Streptophyta; Magnoliopsida; Fagales; Juglandaceae
Exons: 8
Coding region: 61-1149 (362 amino acids)
Molecular function (GO): catalytic activity
Source: RefSeq, a predicted model, not a curated record
UUCAAAAUACAAACGAGGCCCGAGCAGUUCAGUGCGACUGGGUCCGCACUCCGCAGAGCAAUGUCUAGUUCGAGGUUUAUCUUCAGAAACGGUACGGUGCUCCACACCUCCGACGCCACCGCUCCAAUCACAACCUUCCUCGAGUCUCAUCCAGGCGCUUAUACGACCACUCGUACUCACAACACUGCUUCGUGCCUCUUGUUCUGGGAAAGGCACGUUAAUCGACUUGCCGAAUCGAUCCGAAUUCUAUCGAAUUCGGCUCCGAAACUUUUAUUCCAACCGAACAACCCUCGACUUUCUUUGCCAGUGACUUCGCCGAUGUGGGAAUCGGCUGUUCGGGCGCUUGUGGACGGCUCGAUGAACAAAGCGUUGCCCAUUGCAAUGAAUGAGAGGAGCGGUGGGGAGGAACUGUCCGUUACGGUGCUUGUUUGUGGGAGCUCGGGUAGAUUUAAUGGAUUCGAGUAUGUGGAUGAAGAAUUGAUGCACGAAGCUCUUGAUGUGUAUGUUUCUGUUGGGUGUUAUGUGCCUCGUGCCUUCGGUGUUCGAGGAAAUGGCGCACGCCUGGCCGUGGUUGGUCAGGGGAGGGAUGUCGCGAAUGCUAAGUAUUCAGAUUGGGUGAGACUUAGGAAGCCCCUGGAGAAGUUGAGGCCUCCUUCAGUGACCGAGCUCCUGUUGUCGAAUGAUGGUGAUCAGAUACUGGAAGGUUGCGUGACAAACUUUUUUGUUGUCUGUCGCAAGGAUAACGAUGAAGCCAAGGGGACUUGCUUGCAUGAUCAAAAUAAUACACGUGCUUUCGAAGUACAGACAGCUCCUAUACAGGAUGGUGUCCUUCCAGGAAUUAUUCGCCAAAUAGUGAUGGAAGUAUGCUUGAGCAAGGGAAUCUCAUUCCGGGAAGUUACCCCUUCAUGGUCAAAACAUGAAAUUUGGGAGGAGGCGUUCGUCACAAGUAGCUUGAGACUUUUGGAACAUGUGGAGACAAUUCAAGUUCCAAGUUCAUGGAAGUCACUUAAUUCAAAAACUUGGGAGGAGAUAUCGUGGGAACAGAAGCAGUUUGAGCAGGAGGGUCCUGGGAUGAUCACAAGAGUAAUCCAGAAAGGGAUCAUGGAGAAAGCAAAUCUGGAAGGGUUCCCAAUAGGUGAUGCUGUGUGAAAUGUGGAGCCAUUUUGUUUACAAUGUCGUCUUCUCAAGCGCAAACUGUGUCAUCUUUCUGAAGGAACCAAUGACUUGAUUGCCUUUUUAGUAUAUAAAUCUCAAGUCUACCUACCAAAAAAAUAAAUAAAUUUCAGGUCUGUAAAAGGUCUAGAGCUCGUUUCAGCUCCACCAGCCUCCGAACAAAGGUCCCAUGCUUUUUUGUCCAUGCUGGCCGGAACUAGCUGUGGAGAGAUCAGAGAUUUUUGAAUCUGCCAAUUAUUUGGUUACGGUUCAGAUGGGAUGAGA